Cyprinus carpio (common carp) is the source of this 3725-nucleotide messenger RNA. RefSeq names its product RBBP8 N-terminal-like protein. Gene Ontology annotation, biological process: DNA double-strand break processing involved in repair via single-strand annealing; double-strand break repair via homologous recombination. The transcript is spliced from 13 exons. Lineage: Eukaryota; Metazoa; Chordata; Actinopteri; Cypriniformes; Cyprinidae. Gene Ontology annotation, molecular function: single-stranded DNA binding; double-stranded DNA binding; Y-form DNA binding. Gene Ontology annotation, cellular component: site of double-strand break. The record is from RefSeq and is a predicted model, not a curated record. The coding region runs from base 719 to 2329 and encodes 536 amino acids.
GGGAAAAUUCAGUUAAUGACGUAAUCAAACAGACGAUGAACACUAUUAACUGCAAUGAUUAUAUGUUGCAAUCAAACUUGUAGCAAAAUUUGGUCCAGUAGUUUCUGUUGUUUCAGAGUUGGCAUCAUCUGAGGUCCUCUGAGGGGUUAGCCUCAUCUCUUCUCAGGUUUUCGGUAAUUAGCAUAGCUGCUGUUCCAACCAAGCAAUAAAAAAUAUUUUUUAAAAAUGCUGUGAGCUCACAAACUCUUAAAUUAGCAACAUUUUGAGUAUAAAUCUGACAUUGUUUAUUCACCAUCAUGUCAUUCCAAGCCUUUUAGACUUCCUUUUUUCAUGUCUUUCUUUCUGAACACAAAAGGCAAGAGUUUAAUGAAUAAAGGUGGGGUGAAUUCAACACAAUGGCAUUACAUCGUGACUCACAUUAACACUUCAUAAUGCAACCAAAAAUGUCAGCAAAAAUAAGCCUGGACAUGAUAUUUGAAGGAAUAGUUGACUAAAAAAAUAAGCUGAAAAUGUACUCAACGUUAGGCAUUCCAAGAUGUAGAUGAGUUUGUUUCUUCAUUAGAACAGAUUUGGAGAAUAACAUUUCAUCACUUGCUCACCAGUGGAUCCUCUGCAGUGAAUGGGUGCCGUCAGAAUGAGAGUCAGCUGAGAAAAACGUCACAGAUGGCAAGAGAAAGUACUGGAGCUGACAAAUAAAAAGAAUAUCGACGCAAAGCGCAUGGAAGAACUUUACAACAGGAACCAGCAGAUGAAAGAACAGCAGCGGAUUCUUACUGAGAACAUCAAACAACUGGAGAACAGGUUGCGGGCCGGGUUGUGUGACAGGUGUACAGUCACUCAGGAUGUGGCUAAAAAAAGGCAACAGGAGUAUGAAAACUCCCAGCUCCAGAGUCUGCAGCACAUCUCUCUAAUGGUGAGUGAGAUGAAUGCACUAAAGAAAGAAAACGACAGACUGAGAGAGGAGCUGAAGGGCUUGAGGGAUCCAUCAAAUCGACAGAAUGGUCAUUCAGAAGACACAAUGACCCCAGAGGUCAAGGGGUCACCUGACACAGCAGUGGCUGCUGUGACUUUACUGGCCUCAGGGCUGAAGUCCAGCCAGCCUCCACCAGGGGACACCACUGUACCUGCAGCCACUGUCAAACACAGCCCAACACACAGCCUGGAAAAAGCUUCUGAACACAAACUUAUGCAAAGCUGGGGCAGGGUGUUUUCAUUUGAGUCGAAUAAGCCCAUGUCGCCCAUCUCAAGAUGGGGCACAGACCACAGUGCUGAAAGAAGAUCUUCCAGCGUGGACUCGGUUGAGCACAGACAUUCCCCUUUGUCUCCUUCUCUUCCAUCUCCUCUUAGUCUACUGAAGAACAAUCCUAUUUUUUCUUCUGUUGCCUCUGAGGAACGUAGCAGCCGGCAACAAAUUCACACCCCCGUCCCCUUCCGACCACUUCCGAUCAAGACGGGUCGCCUGUCUAUCCCGUGGUCGCUCUCAGAAUCUACUGACUGGGUAACAGUAGCAGCGGGCGGCUCUGGUGUUGGUAGCGGGAUAGCAGUUCACCCAAGCCAGAACCCUAUUCCCAGCUCAAACAUACUGCGUUUCCCUAAACUGGUCCCACCAAGCGGUGGCCACCAGUCUCGUACACAUGGCCCAACACCUAGCGGUAUGCGGCCCUGGUCCCGCAGAAACCUGUCAGAGCAUGCAGAGAGUAGAGAAAAGAGAGUGACAGAAGCUGUUACAGCGCCGCCCCAGUGGAAGGCCUCAGCAACGCCGCCAGAGAGGAUUUUUGGAGAGAAGCUGAGAGAGGAUGAAGAGGAAGCUCCGUUAGACCUGUCUGAGUCGGGCCGUUCAAAAAGCAAAGAGAAAGAGAAAACACAAUCACAGAGCGAUGUAUCUUCCUCUUCAUCUUCCUCACCACCUGCUACGCUUUCAUCGUCAUCUCAAUGCCCAUCAAGCCCUCAAAGUGACCAGCAGACAACAGACAGUAAUACACAGCAGGAGGAAGCACGGGAAACAUGUAAGGAACAGGAAGAGGUAAAGGAAGGUGAAACAUCUACAGCAGCUGAAACGUCUGUCAGCUCAGAGAAGAAGAAAAUCCCACCGCUAACCAUUUCCCUGCAACCAGUUGUGGUUAUGGAGACGCUUAAAUCAGGAUUACAGUUGUCUGAUCAUGGCAGCAGACCAAUGGAGCAAGAGGAGAAAGAGAACAAUAACCUUGAAGCAAGCAGAAAAAGACUUGGGCAGGAUACUGAUGCUUUUUCCCAGCGCUCAGUAAAGGAGAAGAAAAUUCGUCUGAGCAGGGGACCUCAAGGAAAAAAUGUAGACUCAGAGCAAGGAUGAAGGUCUCAUAUAUUUAUCUCUGUUUUAUGUUAAUUGGCUUUGUUUAGUAUUUUCACAAACGUUAUUCUUCAUACUCUUUUUUUUAUAUAUAUAUACAGGCAGUGGAUUCAGCUAUUGCUGUGGUUAUGCACACACCCUUUUUUCUUUCACCUUUCGCCGCCAGUUUUCAAGUUUGAAUCUCUGGCGUUUGCUAUAGUUUUCCAGAAAAACCAACAUUAGACUUCAGCUACACCUCUGUCAACAUAAUUCUCAUGUAUCAAACAGAAUACAUAAUGCAGUCCAGACUGGAAUUAAAUAAGAUCUAUUAGUAGCAUGUGCAGCUAUAUUGUUCAUACUGCACAUGGGUAAAUUUGAGCAUUGAUUAUGAAUAAAGUAACAAAUCCAUUGGAUUAUCCACUGGCGGUGGCUGAGAAGAGACCCCUCCAUUAUUGUAAAGCACUUUGGGUGUACAGCAAUACACAAUAAAGUGCUAUCUAAAUGCAUCAUUCAUUCAUUCAUUGAGACAAUUUUCCAGCCAUUUUUAGCUGUACUAAAACAGGAAGCCCGCCGUUUUCACUGACAAGGGGGCUGUUAAUAAACUUAUCUAGAUAUGUUUUAAUUUCCUCAGUUUCAUUUUCUUCUUCCUCUUUUGUAACAUCACAAGUUAUUAAUAAGCACAUAUAACAUGAGAACAUAUGAUUUCUUGCUGACUUGUGUUUUGAACAUUGUCAUGUCAGCUCUAAGUUUAUGUUCAUUCUUUCUUUCAUGUAAAAGGUGUCGCAUCUCAUCUAUUUUUGUCUAUGUCUGAGCACUACAGCCUGCUUCUUGUAGAUGUGACAAAAUGAAAAACCCUCGGCUUCCCCUUUUGUUUUUUUUUUUUGAGAUGUCAAGCAUAUAUUUUGUAAUAGUGAAUUUUCCACUUGCAGCUGUAAAAGCUGCAAAAAGGAGGAACAGUAAAACUGUGAAGAAAAAAGUAAAGGUUUUUUUUUUUUUUUUAACUUUCUGUACUGUUGUUUCAAACUAGCUGUAAACCUUUCCUUUGCACUAUUUUUAGAUAGUUUUAAGAGAUAAUUUGGAGAUUAUCUAAUACUUAAUUUCAUCUGAUACAUUAGUUCCUCUGCUAACGUCUGUCGAACGAAAUGCAGUUAUAAGACCAUGGCAGCAAACUGAUUGCUGUGGUCAUACUUUGUGAACUAUCACCUGUAAUGUUUUAGGAUGUGGGAAACACCUGCGUUGUUGCAGGAAGAGGAUAAAUAAUUUUCACGGUGAAGAGUCAUUGGAACAAUUCAGAAUUUUCACUUGAAUAUGCCAAUCACCACAACACUUGACUUGCUUGCUUUUGUAUACUGAACAAAGGUGUAUGAGUUUAAAGUACAAAGGUAGAAAUCCUAAUAAAAACCCUUGCAUCAACAUAUCA